Messenger RNA from Hibiscus syriacus, 2069 nucleotides. RefSeq lists its product as uncharacterized. The transcript has 2 exons. The coding region runs from base 1 to 2010 and encodes 669 amino acids. Lineage: Eukaryota; Viridiplantae; Streptophyta; Magnoliopsida; Malvales; Malvaceae. The record is from RefSeq and is a predicted model, not a curated record.
AUGGAGAUGGUCAAGGGAAAUCAGACUAAACAUUGUUUUUUUCAUGAGCAUCCCUUGGUAUUGGUUGAAGCGCAAGGGGAUGAGAAUGAGAAAGCUCUUUGCUCACUGUGUGGGGAAGUGAUGCCAGCUUCAAAGUUUAGUUGUGUUCACUGCAACUACCACCUCCAUCCGGAAUGUGCCCAAAUACCCCAGAUCAUUUUCCCACACCCUUUGCAUCCGCCACACUAUGGUCUUUGGUUCAGUUCACCACCAAAGAUGUCGUAUGGAGAGAGUGAUUGUGCAAUGUGCAAGGAAACCUGUAAGUUUUAUUUUUAUCGUUGUUUCAAUUGUGGUGAGUUUCGUCUCUGCACCAAAUGUGCUGUGUCUUCUUGGAAUUUGAUUGGUAGGAAAAACAAGUCAAAGUAUGAGUUCAAAGAUGAAGACCACCAACUUCCCUUCGUCUUCCUCCAAAACCAUAGAUAUGAACUCAAAAGGGCCUGUUGCUCAUGGUGUCAAGAAUCCUUAAUAGGUCCCAUUUAUGUUUCUGUUGGUUGUAAGUUUAAACUUCACCAAAAAUGUUUUCACGACUUACCCACAGAAAUUGCUCACCCUUGCCACCGUUUACACCCUCUCUUUCUUCACUUUGAGAAAAACAAGUUCUUUUGUGAGGUCUGCCAAAAGGAUGACGAUUAUAAUCUUUUGUAUCAUUGUUUGGCUUGCAAGUUUGAUAUUCACCUUGAAUGCAUUCUAUCUAGACAUAUAGUUGAAGCUAACAGGAAUCAUGAACACCAGUUCAUCCUACUUUACAGAAAUGAUCCAUUCAUUUGUAAUGCAUGUGGCACCAUCGGUAAAUUUGUUUCCUAUAUAUGUCCUACAUGCCACCUCCAAGUCCAUAAAAGUUGCACUCAGCUGCCGCGGAAGAUCAAAGCCGCUCGACACGGUCGUGUUCUUCUCCGCAAGUAUUUCCUUGGAAAAGGAAAAGCUGGAGAUUGUCAAAUUUGUUUCGAGCAAGUGAAGGAGGAGUAUGGAUGUUACGGUUGUUCGAAAGAAGCCUGCAAUUUUAUGGUUCAUGUGAAAUGUGUGUUGGAGGAUGAUUCCUUGUACGCCAUAAUUGAUCAAGAAAAUGGAGAUUGGGAUGAUGCUAAGGAUUUUUCUCCCAGCAUCCGUGUUAUCAAGGUGAAUGAGCGCGGCGAAGCUACGGAGGUACGUCAUUUCAACCAUGUGCACGAUUUGGUGUUAGAAGACAAGAUCAAAGGGGACGAUGACAGAGCUUGCGACGGGUGCAUGUUGCCUAUCUCGACUCCGUUUUAUUAUUGUUCUAAGUGCGGUUUCUUCCUCCACAAAACCUGUGCUGAACUACCCAGAGUUAAACAUCACUGGUUUCAACUACACGCCAUCACCCUCGAAGCCCGUAAUUGGAGCAGGUGUUUCUUGUGUGAUCGCUUGUGCAGUGGUUUGUUUUAUAGUGGUAUUGGAGGCCGUAAGUUUUGCCUAAGGUGUGCCAAAGUCCCUUAUACCAUCAAACACGAAGGGCACCAACACAUGCUCUUUUUUGAUCAUAAAUUUCAAGGGGAAUGCAAUGGUUGUGGUCUCAAUCAUAGGUAUUUUGGUGGAUUCAGAUGUAAGGAGUGCAGUUUUAGUUUGGACUUUGCAUGCCUCACAUCACCGCUUGCAGUUCAGCACAAAUGUGACCGCCACUUACUGAGACUCAGCUACGAUGAUCGGAACGAUGAUCCAGAACAGUUUUAUUGUGAUGCUUGUGAAAAGAAGAGAGAUAGUAGCCGUUGGUAUUAUUCGUGUUCAACUUGCGAUAAUUCUCUUCAUUCCAAAUGCACUCUCGGAAGUUAUCCUUUUCUUAAAGAUGAAGCCACUUUUGACCGAGAUUAUCACCACCACAGUCACAUAUAUCUCGAGUACGUAUGCAAGGUUGUUGACGGCUAUCCUUAUUGUUCGAGAUGCGGUAAGCCUUGCCAAAAUGAAGCUCUCAAGUGUACCCAAUGUGACUAUAUCGUUCACUUCAAUUGCGCUUGAUACGGUGAGCCAAGUGGUCACGAAGGAAUUCUCGGCCACAUCCUACUUGUCAUCGCCAC